AUGAGUGUAAUACUUUGUACAGCCGGUUACGAUCAUACGAUUCGUUUCUGGGAAGCUUUGUCUGGUAUCUGCUCGCGUACAAUCCAACACCCUGACUCCCAGGUCAAUCGUCUUUGCAUCUCACCCGACAAACGAUAUCUUGCCGCUGCUGGCAACCACAAUGUCAAACUUUUCGAUGUCAAGUCCACGAACUCACAACCAGUAAUGGUAUUCUCCGGCCAUGCUGGAAACAUCACAGGCGUUCAGUUCCACUGUGAAGGCAAGUGGAUGGUCACCAGCUCUGAGGAUGGGUUUGUGAAAGUUUGGCAGACUAAAGACGCAACUAUCCAGCGUGUCUACGACCAUAAGUGUGCCGUCAAUGAUGUAGUCAUCCACCCAAACCAGGGUGAGCUGAUAGCCUGCGACCGAGCUGGUGGUGUCAAGAUCUGGGACCUCGGAGAGGACAAAUGCGCGCAGGAGCUUUACCCCGAGGAAGAUGUCUCAAUGGCAAGUGUCACGGUCGCCACUGACGGGAGUCUUCUCUGUGCUGGCAACAAUUCGGGCAAUGUCUAUGUUUGGCGAAUGAUUCAGACCAGGAAUGUCACUACGAUUCAAGCCAUCACCUCUUUUCAAGCACAUACAGCCUAUAUUACACGCGUUUUACUAUCACCUGAUGUUCGUCAGCUUGCUACCUGUAGCGCUGACCACAACGCUAGAAUCUGGAGCGUAGACCCAACCGCUCCGCAUUGCAUCAAGGGUAGCGAGAAUCUUCCAAAGAGUAGGAAGGAGGGCGCUUUUCCCCUUCAGAUGAGCCUUGACAGUCACCAGCGAUGGGUGUGGGAUUGUGCCUUCAGUGCCGACUCGGCGUAUUUGGUCACCGCUUGUAGUGAUCAUUAUGCAAGAUUGUGGGAGCUCGGGACUCAGAAUGUUAUAAGACAGUACAAUGGGCACCACAGGGGGGCAGUUUGCGUCGCUUUGAAUGAUUAUUCAGAAAGAUAA
Molecule: messenger RNA, 978 nt
Organism: Bacidia gigantensis
Lineage: Eukaryota; Fungi; Ascomycota; Lecanoromycetes; Lecanorales; Ramalinaceae
Exons: 3
Coding region: 1-978 (325 amino acids)
Biological process (GO): regulation of actin cytoskeleton organization; TOR signaling
Cellular component (GO): TORC1 complex; TORC2 complex
Molecular function (GO): protein binding
Source: RefSeq, a predicted model, not a curated record